This is a messenger RNA of Rhinolophus ferrumequinum (greater horseshoe bat), 660 nucleotides long. It is a transcript of the gene TERB2, whose product is annotated as telomere repeat binding bouquet formation protein 2. Lineage: Eukaryota; Metazoa; Chordata; Mammalia; Chiroptera; Rhinolophidae. The record is from RefSeq and is a predicted model, not a curated record. The transcript has 7 exons. Gene Ontology annotation, biological process: meiotic attachment of telomere to nuclear envelope; homologous chromosome pairing at meiosis. Gene Ontology annotation, cellular component: nuclear inner membrane. Bases 1 to 660 code for a protein of 219 amino acids.
AUGUUUCAAGGGCAGCGGGGUUGGUUCUGCGGCAGCGUCCGCCAGGACCUGAGGCAGUUCUGGGAGGCCGAAGGGGGGACGAUCAGUGACCCAAGGGCCGCCGACUUCUUGUUCAGCUGUGAUGCUUCCCAUCCAGACACGCUGAGAAUAUAUGAGAGCCUCGAUUACAUAGAAGAUAACGCUACAGUUUUUCAUGCCUACUAUCUCUCUGCAGUAGCUAAAGCUGAAAUUAAAAACUCGGUGGCUUUAGGUCAUUUCAUUCUUCCUCCUGCAUGCCUGCAAAAAGAAAUAAGAAGAAAAAUCGGUAGUUUUAUUUGGGAACAAGACCACUUUCUGAUAGAAAAGCAUGAUGAAGUAAUACCAAAUGAAAUAAAGGCCCUUAGGGAAAGCAGUGAACUAGCAACAGAUCACAAAAAAGAAAUAUCCAAAAGAACAGAAAAGCAUUUCAUAAGGACUCCAGUUACAGAAAAGCAGAUGUACUUCCCUCUUCAGAAUUACCCAGUGAACAACAUGGUAACAGGUUAUAUAUCAAUUGAUGCCAUGAAGAAAUUCCUCGGAGAGCUACAUGACUUCAUUCCUGGAAGCUCAGGAUAUUUGGCAUAUCAUGUUCAAAAUGAAAUUAAUAUGUCUGUUAUAAAAAACAAAUUGAAGAAGAAAUAG